GAUAGAGCUCAGUCAUCGAGAAUAUUUCGACGAAGAUAAUUGAAAGUGAUAAACGUGUUCGUGCAUUAAAUUCAUUGUGUAAAUUGAACGGUCGAAGUUCCAUUGCCAAGCGAUGGCAUAUUUAACAGAUACAUGGAAACUUGACAUAAUUGCGCUGCUGAUUGGUGUAUGGACAUUUUUAUACUUUUAUGCAAAGCGUCAAUACUCAUAUUGGGAACGAAAUGGAUAUAAAACAUUGCCAGAAGUGAGCUAUGUAUUCGGUCAUUUUAAAACUGCCUUUCUACAAAAAGAAUAUUUUGGCGAACUUUUUGCGCGACUAUACAGGAGUACAAAUGAACCAUUUAUUGGUGCCUACUCCAUACUUCGUCCGAUGCUAUUGCUUCGUGAUCCUGAGCUGAUACAACGGAUUUUAAUCAAAGAUUUUUCAUAUUUUACCGAUCGCGGUGUUCAUUGUAAUGAGUCGUUUGAUCCGUUGUCUGUGAAUUUGGUUGGUUUGCCAGGUGAUAAAUGGAGAAAUUUGCGUGGAAAACAAUCGCCCGCAUUUACGUCGGGAAAAUUAAAAGCAAUGUUUUCCACAUUGAUUGCUUGUGGUGCUGAUUUGCAAAAAUACUUGGAAAAUUUGGCCAACACAGAUGAGCUACUCGAUAUUCGUGAAGUGUCGGCGUGUCAUCAAACAAAUGUGGUCGCAUCCGUUGCCUUUGGUUUGGAUGUUGACACCAUCUCGAAUCCAAAUCAUGAUUUCCGAAAGUACGGAAAAAAGAUUUUGGAAUUGAAAGGUUUCAAUGCAAUUCGAUUUUGUGUUAAUUUUAUUGCACCAAAAUUGAUGACACUAUUUCGAAUCAAGUGCUGUGACCAGAGUGUUGAAGACUUUAUAAAAUCAAUGCUGCAACAAACGUUGGAAUAUCGCGAAAAAAAUAACGUCUAUCGCAAAGACUUUUUGCAAUUAUUGAUUCAGCUACGAAAUACCGGCACAGUGCAGCUUGAUGACGAAUGGGAAACGGUGAUAAAACGUGACAAGAAAAUGAGUUUGAACGAAAUCGCCGCACAGGCAAUUGUCUUCUUCGGUGCCGGCGUUGAGACCUCAUCAACAGCACUCACAUUUUGUAUGUUCGAAGUGGCCAAACAUCAAGGCAUUCAAGCACGUUUGCACGAAGAAAUCGAUCGCGUUUUGGAAAAACACGAUGGAAAAAUUACGUACGAUGCACUUUUAGAAAUGAAAUACAUGGAAGCAGUUAUUGAAGAGGCUUUACGCAAAUAUUCAGUCGCACCGAUGCUAGAGAGAACUUGUGUACAAGAUUAUGUGAUACCUGGAACGAAUAAAGUCAUUUUAAAGGGCAUUGAUGUUCUUAUACCAAUAUUUGCAUUGCACCGUGACGAAAAAUAUUAUGAAAAUCCACAAGUUUUCGAUCCAGAACGAUUUAGCGAUGAAAAUAAAAAAGGCAAAAACCAAGUCAAUCGACCAUAUUAUCCGUUUGGUGAUGGACCUCGUAACUGUAUAGGGAUGCGAUUGGGGCAGUUACAAACUAAAGUCGGCGUAGUCAUGAUGUUACAAAAGUUUCGAUAUGAACUUGAAGACAGACUCAAAAAUUGUGAACUUGAAUUUGAUCCAAAAGCUUUCUUAUUAUCACCAAAGGGAGGACUUCAACUAUACGUUUUCAACCGAUAACACCUUUUUUUUAAUUCAUUUGCGUCAAUACAUAAGUACACCUUUUCAAGUGAUUCUCAUAAACUUUGAUCACCUUUUAUUGUAAAGGCGAAUCACCGAUUGAAAUACUUCAAUUGAACACGAUGUAAUCAGUUAAGAGUAAUAAAACUUUAAAUCAA
Molecule: messenger RNA, 1824 nt
Organism: Contarinia nasturtii (swede midge)
Lineage: Eukaryota; Metazoa; Arthropoda; Insecta; Diptera; Cecidomyiidae
Product: probable cytochrome P450 6d5
Exons: 3
Coding region: 113-1666 (517 amino acids)
Molecular function (GO): monooxygenase activity; iron ion binding; heme binding
Source: RefSeq, a predicted model, not a curated record